GGAGUGCGAAAGCCAUUUGGACACGGUGCUGAAGAACCACUCACUCCAGUCGGAGGAAGUGAAUCGGUCACAACACGUUCCCUUCGUCCCAUCAUUCCGGCUCUACGGAAAAAAAAAAAAAGAAAAAAGGAACGCAAUCCACAUUUUUAAGACUUUCAGUUUUGUUGUUUGUCAUCAGUUUUUAUUAGUUUCGAAAAUCAAUCGAAUCAUCUCCGCGUGGAAUCGACUGUUGUGUUCUGUACCUCGCUGUGUUAAACGCGCCCCCCCCCCCUCUACCCGGUCUUUAGUUCGGUUCGUGAUUUUUCGACACUUGUGUGAGGCAUCCAGGGUAUCCUUUUCGUAUAUAAUUGAAGAAAAAAAAAAAUACCGGCGUGACGGAGAUUUAAAGUUCGACACCGUCCAUUGCAUCACGCUGAACCGGGAAGAUUUCGGACUGGACAUCGGAGCCAUGAUGGACAGUCAUAGUGGUGUGAACCAACUAGGCGGUGUGUUCGUUAGCGGCCGGCCUCUACCCGACCAGACGCGUCAAAAGAUUGUCGAGUUGGCCCAUUCCGGUGCCCGACCGUGCGACAUUUCGCGCAUCCUCCAAGUCUCCAACGGAUGCGUCUCGAAAAUACUCGGAAGGUAUUACGAGACGGGAUCGAUCCGGCCGCGAGCUAUCGGCGGCUCCAAGCCUCGCGUGGCUACCAACGACGUCGUCAGCAAGAUUUCGCAAUUCAAGCGCGAAUGCCCGUCCAUCUUCGCCUGGGAAAUCCGCGACCGCCUACUCCAGGAGGCCAUCUGCAAUAACGACAACAUCCCCAGCGUUUCGUCCAUCAACCGUGUAUUACGUAACCUGGCGGCGCAGAAGGAACACCAGCAGCAGCACCAACAUCCGCACCAGCACGUUGCCAUCCCUUCACCGGAUUCCGUCUACGAUAAGCUCCGCAUGCUUAACGGCCAAUCGCAAUGGCCGCGAACCAACACAAACACCUGGUAUCCUAAUGGAAAUGGCGCCGGUUUGGGCUUAACCACCGGUGUAGGAGCCGGUAGUCCACCUUACACUCCGCUGCCCGGAGCGACGAGCCCGGAUCAGACCCCGCUGUGUCAUCAAAUAUCCAGCAACGACGGAUCUUAUAACCACAAGAAAGGCGCUGACGAUGUCAUGUCAGAAGACGGUGGCGUUAGUUCCGGAGAGAAUUCCCGGUCGGCUCCUCCCACGCCGACGACGACGACACCGUCGGACGACGACCAGGCCCGAUUGCGACUCAAGCGCAAACUCCAGCGCAACCGCACCUCCUUCACCAACGAGCAGAUCGAAAGCCUCGAGAAAGAAUUUGAACGGACUCAUUAUCCCGAUGUUUUCGCGCGUGAGAGAUUGGCUGCCAAAAUUGGACUGCCCGAAGCCCGAAUUCAGGUUUGGUUCAGCAACCGACGUGCAAAAUGGCGUCGUGAGGAGAAAUUACGGAAUCAACGGCGCGGACCAGAACAACAGCAAUCAUCGUCGCAACAGCCGGAUCAAGUCAAUGCCCAGCAGCAGCAGCAGCAACAACAACAACAGCAGCAGCAGCAGCAGCAACAACAACAACAGCAACAACCACAACAGCAACAACCACAACAGCAACUGAUCCCUGUGGUUGAACCUCCUCCCAGUUCGCCCCGCAGUGUUUCUCAUUCCGCCAAUUAUCCCAGUGGCAUUUAUUCAUCUUUGGCCACCACCAUGAUGACUGAUACCUACAGUUCCGCGUUUAAUGGAAUGAAUUCAAUGAACGGAUUCGGUGCCAUGGGGCACCAUCCGGGUGGACACGGUGCCGUGGGUCCAGUUGCGGCGGCCGCAAUGACCCCAGUAACUCCGGCGAUGAGCCACAUUGGAGCCGUCCCACCAAUCGGUACUGGUAGCGGUUGUAGCCUUCAACACCAGCAGCAACAACAGCAGCAACAGCAGCAAUUGCAACAACAAUCGUCUCAUCAAGCUCAGCAACCGCGGGACCAUCAUUCCGCUCAUUCGGUCCACUCAUCAGGCGGCUACUCGUGUAUGAGUCGGAUGUCUGGUGGUUACGACAUUUCGGCGUACAACCGCCAUCAUCCGCACUUGUCGCAUUCCAUGGGCCAAGUUAGCGGCCCAAUCGGACCGACAGCUACGUCGGUUUCCAAUUCGCUUGCCCACAAUUAUCAUCAGUCCGUCAACAGCCAAUACGGAAUGCACCACAACAGUCACAACUCCGCAACAGGUUUAAUUUCUCCCGGAGUUUCUGUCCCAGUAGCCGUUCCAGGCCAGCCGACUGCCGAGAUGCACCAUCAAUACUGGACUCGACUGCAGUAGAUUUAACAAAAAUGCCUGACUUUAAUCCGUUCGUUCAAGGUGGAUCCCUUGACGAACGGUAUACAAGACAACAAAGAACUUAAACAUA
Molecule: messenger RNA, 2390 nt
Organism: Daphnia carinata
Lineage: Eukaryota; Metazoa; Arthropoda; Branchiopoda; Diplostraca; Daphniidae
Product: alpha-protein kinase 1-like
Exons: 11
Coding region: 449-2302 (617 amino acids)
Biological process (GO): regulation of transcription by RNA polymerase II; anatomical structure development
Molecular function (GO): RNA polymerase II cis-regulatory region sequence-specific DNA binding; DNA-binding transcription factor activity, RNA polymerase II-specific
Source: RefSeq, a predicted model, not a curated record